CUGUGUUUGAUAAAACAUCAGUGUGUGAAACUUGCCCCCGUAUGUUAAUUUAUCAUUACUACAAAAUGAAAAGAAAAAAAGAAUUCUUAUCCGCAACCAGGUGUGAACACUGCCAUAUAACCAUGGAGGUUUCUUCUGGGUGAGGGUAGUUUCUUGGCCAGCUGCCUAUCCAUGACCUUAGUCAAGGUUACAAGACUUAGUGAGGAUAGGGCAAGGCUCCAGUGCUGAUGUUCUCCUAGGCAGCUCGUGCCUCAGUGAAGCUGGCCUGGCAGGACACGACUUGGGACACUCCCUUUGGGUGGAUAGCUCCAGUUUUGUUAGAGAAGUUUUAGCCCCGGUGAUAGGCGGAACCGUACACGGGCUGCGGGACCACUGCUGCCCCGAUGACUGCCAGGUAGCAGCAUAGCCCUGUGACACUCAGCCCCCACAAGCUCAGCAUCAGGCAACAUCCCGCGUCAUGUGAUCACAAACUCAAGGUACAAAUUUUCCGGAAAUGACGUCACGUCACCCAGUCGCAUGAUGUGGCAAAAUUAAAAAGGCAGGGGGAAAAAAAAAUCCCGGGAGUGGAAUAUAAGUCUCACGAAACGUUCACUUUACGGUCUGCCGUUUUCACAAUAAACACGAUUUCCAACAGCCACGUAACGCAUCUCCUAAGCGAGCGCUUUAUAGCGUUGUAAUCUGAGACCAGAAGUGAUAUCCAUCCGCCGGGCGUUGAGCGGCCAGCUCUGAAAGCUAAGAGGCGGUAUUCCUGCGCGUGGAGGGGGCGGGGCGCAGAGUGAGGGUGAAGCUGUCGUUCCGGAUUGCAGAGGCAGCUCCCCCGUUUCCGCCAUUGCGGCUCCUGCCCGAUAGUCAGCGAGGAACAGCCGGAGGACGCGUUCUCUUAGACAGGCGGCGCGCAAAGGACAUCUUACUGCCAUUCCCAGUACCUGAGAGAACGAGGAACCUGCGAGAGGCGGGAGGUGACAGCCCGGGGACAAGAGAGAAGCCGUACAGCUCGGAACCGCCAUGGCUCAGAUACUACCCAUCCGCUUCCAGGAGCACCUGCAGCUCCAAAAUCUGGGAAUUAACCCAGCUAAUAUUGGCUUUAGUACACUUACAAUGGAGUCCGACAAGUUUAUCUGCAUCAGGGAGAAGGUUGGAGAACAAGCCCAAGUAGUUAUCAUUGAUAUGAAUGACCCCAGCAAUCCUAUCCGUAGGCCUAUAUCUGCUGAUAAUGCAAUCAUGAAUCCUGCCAGCAAAGUCAUAGCACUGAAAGGCUCAGUGGAGAAUGCCUCGUCCCAGGCUGGAAAAACCCUCCAGAUCUUUAACAUUGAAAUGAAAAGUAAAAUGAAGGCUCACACCAUGACCGAUGAUGUCACCUUUUGGAAGUGGAUCUCUCUGAACACUGUUGCUCUAGUAACUGACAAUGCUGUAUAUCAUUGGAGCAUGGAGGGGGAAUCGCAGCCAGUAAAGAUGUUUGAUCGCCACUCCAGCUUGGCAGGAUGCCAGAUCAUUAACUACCGAACAGAUGCAAAACAAAAGUGGCUGCUUCUGACUGGAAUAUCUGCUCAGCAAAACAGAGUUGUUGGAGCAAUGCAGCUUUACUCCGUGGACAGGAAAGUGUCUCAACCUAUUGAAGGCCAUGCAGCUAGCUUUGCCCAGUUUAAAAUGGAGGGAAAUGCUGAAGAGUCAACAUUGUUCUGCUUUGCUGUAAGAGGCCAGGCUGGUGGAAAGUUGCAUAUCAUAGAAGUUGGAACACCACCCACUGGUAACCAGCCUUUCCCAAAGAAGGCAGUGGAUGUCUUCUUUCCCCCUGAAGCCCAGAAUGACUUUCCUGUGGCAAUGCAGAUCAGUGGAAAACAUGAUGUUGUCUUCUUAAUUACGAAGUAUGGUUACAUUCACCUCUAUGACCUGGAAACUGGCACCUGCAUUUAUAUGAACAGGAUUAGCGGGGAGACCAUUUUUGUCACUGCUCCACAUGAAGCCACUGCUGGGAUUAUUGGAGUGAACAGAAAGGGCCAGGUGCUGUCAGUCUGUGUAGAAGAAGAAAAUAUUAUACCAUAUAUCACCAAUGUUCUGCAGAACCCUGAUCUAGCCCUGCGCAUGGCUGUUCGUAACAAUCUUGCUGGAGCAGAAGAGCUGUUUGCUCGCAAAUUUAAUGCUCUCUUUGCCCAGGGAAAUUAUUCCGAAGCAGCAAAGGUGGCUGCAAAUGCACCAAAGGGUAUUCUUCGUACACCAGAAACAAUAAGGCGCUUUCAGAGUGUUCCUGCACAGCCAGGUCAGACCUCACCUUUGCUUCAGUAUUUCGGCAUUCUCUUGGACCAGGGUCAGCUGAAUAAAUAUGAGUCUCUGGAAUUAUGUAGACCUGUACUGCAGCAAGGUCGCAAGCAACUUCUUGAGAAGUGGCUAAAAGAAGACAAGUUGGAGUGUUCAGAAGAACUGGGAGAUUUGGUGAAGUCUGUGGAUCCUACUCUGGCUUUAAGUGUUUACUUGAGGGCUAAUGUUCCAAACAAGGUUAUUCAGUGUUUUGCAGAAACUGGGCAGGUUCAGAAGAUUGUCCUGUAUGCUAAGAAGGUUGGAUACACCCCUGAUUGGAUUUUCCUACUGAGAAAUGUCAUGAGAAUUAACCCAGAUCAAGGCCAACAGUUUGCUCAAAUGUUGGUUCAGGAUGAGGAGCCACUCGCUGAUAUCACACAGAUCGUGGAUGUGUUUAUGGAAUACAACCUUAUCCAGCAGUGUACUGCUUUUCUACUGGAUGCUCUCAAGAACAACCGUCCAAGUGAGGGUCCUUUGCAAACACGCUUGCUUGAAAUGAACCUCAUGCAUGCUCCUCAGGUGGCCGAUGCUAUCUUGGGCAACCAGAUGUUUACACACUAUGAUCGUGCUCACAUUGCCCAGCUUUGUGAGAAAGCUGGUCUGCUACAAAGAGCUCUAGAACACUUCACAGAUCUGUAUGAUAUCAAGAGAGCAGUUGUCCAUACUCACCUUCUCAAUCCAGAGUGGCUUGUUAAUUAUUUUGGCUCUCUGUCCGUUGAAGACUCUCUCGAGUGCUUGCGUGCAAUGCUUUCUGCAAACAUCCGUCAAAACCUUCAGAUAUGUGUACAAGUAGCCUCCAAAUACCAUGAGCAGCUUUCUACCCAGUCUCUGAUUGAACUUUUUGAAUCAUUCAAGAGUUUUGAAGGGCUGUUUUAUUUCCUGGGCUCUAUUGUUAACUUCAGCCAAGAUCCUGAUGUUCACUUCAAGUACAUUCAGGCAGCUUGCAAAACUGGUCAAAUAAAAGAAGUUGAGAGAAUUUGCAGAGAGAGUAACUGUUAUGAUCCAGAACGUGUGAAAAACUUCCUUAAGGAAGCUAAACUUACAGACCAGCUGCCACUCAUAAUUGUAUGUGACCGCUUUGACUUUGUCCAUGAUCUUGUCCUGUAUCUGUACAGAAAUAAUCUGCAGAAGUAUAUUGAGAUUUAUGUUCAGAAGGUUAACCCCAGCCGAUUGCCUGUGGUUAUUGGUGGUUUGCUUGAUGUGGAUUGCUCUGAGGAUGUGAUCAAGAACCUCAUCCUUGUGGUGAGAGGACAGUUCUCCACCGAUGAACUAGUUGCUGAAGUUGAAAAAAGGAACCGGUUAAAGUUACUUCUGCCAUGGCUGGAGUCUCGUAUCCAUGAGGGCUGUGAAGAGCCAGCCACACACAAUGCUUUGGCAAAGAUUUACAUCGACAGUAAUAACAACCCAGAGCGCUUCUUGCGUGAAAACCCAUAUUAUGACAGCCGUGUUGUUGGAAAGUAUUGUGAAAAGAGAGAUCCACAUCUGGCAUGUGUGGCAUAUGAGAGAGGACAGUGUGACUUGGAGCUCAUCAAUGUUUGCAAUGAAAACUCACUUUUUAAAAGCCUCUCAAGGUAUCUGGUACGCCGUAAGGAUCCUGAAUUGUGGGCCAGUGUACUGUUAGAAAGCAAUCCAUACAGAAGGCCUCUUAUUGAUCAGGUUGUCCAAACAGCAUUGUCAGAAACUCAAGAUCCUGAAGAAGUAUCUGUUACUGUAAAAGCUUUUAUGACUGCAGACCUUCCCAAUGAACUCAUUGAGCUAUUGGAAAAGAUUGUUUUGGAUAAUUCAGUUUUCAGUGAACACAGAAAUUUGCAGAACUUGCUGAUCCUGACUGCUAUUAAAGCUGAUCGCACCAGAGUUAUGGAAUAUAUUAAUCGAUUGGAUAACUAUGAUGCUCCAGAUAUUGCGAAUAUCGCCAUUAGUAAUGAGCUGUAUGAGGAGGCUUUUGCCAUUUUUAGGAAAUUUGACGUGAACACUUCUGCCAUACAGGUUUUGAUUGAGCACAUUGGAAAUUUGGACCGUGCUUAUGAAUUUGCUGAGCGAUGCAAUGAACCAGCUGUCUGGAGCCAACUGGCAAAGGCUCAGCUGCAGAAAGGAAUGGUCAAAGAAGCAAUUGACUCCUACAUUAAAGCAGAUGAUCCGUCUUCUUACAUGGAAGUUGUACAGGCUGCCAAUGCUAGUGGUAAUUGGGAGGAACUUGUUAAAUACCUGCAGAUGGCUCGAAAGAAGGCAAGGGAGUCCUAUGUAGAAACAGAGCUCAUCUUUGCUCUUGCUAAAACCAAUCGUCUUACAGAACUUGAGGAGUUUAUUAAUGGACCAAACAAUGCUCACAUUCAGCAAGUUGGUGACAGAUGCUAUGAUGAGAAAAUGUAUGAUGCUGCUAAGCUUCUCUACAAUAAUGUUUCAAAUUUUGGCCGUUUGGCAUCCACAUUGGUCCAUCUGGGAGAAUAUCAAGCUGCAGUGGAUGGAGCAAGGAAGGCAAACAGCACUCGCACCUGGAAAGAGGUUUGCUUUGCAUGUGUUGAUGGUAAGGAGUUCCGCCUUGCCCAAAUGUGUGGCCUUCACAUUGUGGUACAUGCAGAUGAAUUGGAGGAGCUAAUAAACUAUUAUCAGGAUCGUGGUUACUUUGAAGAGCUUAUCACCAUGCUUGAAGCAGCUCUGGGACUUGAGAGGGCACACAUGGGCAUGUUCACUGAGCUUGCUAUUCUCUAUUCUAAGUUCAAGCCACAAAAAAUGAGAGAGCACUUGGAGCUGUUCUGGUCCAGAGUCAACAUUCCCAAGGUGCUCAGAGCUGCUGAGCAAGCUCACCUUUGGGCAGAGUUGGUGUUCCUUUAUGAUAAAUAUGAAGAGUAUGAUAAUGCCAUUAUCACAAUGAUGAGCCACCCGACAGAUGCAUGGAAGGAAGGGCAAUUUAAAGAUAUUAUCACAAAGGUGGCCAAUGUGGAGCUGUACUAUAGAGCAGUACAGUUUUAUUUGGAAUUUAAGCCACUAUUGCUGAAUGAUCUCCUGAUGGUAUUGUCUCCAAGACUGGACCACACCCGUGCUGUCAAUUACUUCAGCAAAGUGAAGCAGCUUCCUCUUGUAAAACCAUACCUCCGCUCAGUGCAGAAUCAUAACAAUAAAUCAGUCAAUGAAGCUCUUAACAACCUAUUCAUAACAGAAGAGGACUACCAGGCACUUCGUACAUCUAUAGAUGCAUAUGACAACUUUGACAACAUAUCCCUUGCUCAACGUUUGGAGAAGCAUGAGCUUAUUGAAUUUAGAAGAAUUGCUGCAUAUCUUUUCAAGGGUAACAACCGCUGGAAACAGAGUGUUGAGCUGUGCAAGAAAGACAGACUCUAUAAGGAUGCCAUGCAGUAUGCCUCUGAAUCCAAAGACACAGAGCUGGCAGAGGAACUUUUGCAAUGGUUUUUGGUGGAAGGGAAGAAGGAGUGCUUUGCAGCGUGUCUUUUCACUUGUUAUGAUCUGCUGCGGCCAGAUGUUGUCCUGGAAACUGCAUGGAGGCACAAUAUUAUGGACUUUGCCAUGCCCUACUUCAUUCAGGUCAUGAGGGAAUACUUAAGCAAGGUUGAUGCAAUAAAGGAAAAGGUUGACAAACUGGAUGCCUCUGAAUCUCUUAGAAAAGAAGAGGAACAAGCUACAGAAACACAGCCUAUUGUCUAUGGUCAGCCCCAGUUGAUGCUGACAGCAGGACCCAGUGUUGCAGUACCUCCACAAGCUGCAUUUGGCUAUGGUUAUGCUGCACCUGCCUAUGGGCAGCCUCAACCAGGAUUUGGGUAUAGCAUGUAAAAGAGAAGGGUAGAAAUCUCUGAAUCUGGGCUAUUUUCUUACUGAAACUCCACCGUCCCUCUUCCGCCUACUGUCCAAUAGCAGGGCAAAGCUGCAGAAAUUGGCUCCAUAUUCUUUAAUCCUUGUUUCAUGAAGGACAAUUUAUUUUUUACAGCGUAUUUGGAUCACACCUUCCUUAAUUAUUUUUUCUUCACAUUCCAUAAUCUAAAAAAUUGCAAUCUUGUAUGUUAGUUGCUUUCUUUUAUGCAGGAUUUUUUAUUUGGCUUUGUGGUUUGUUUGUGUAUUUUUUUUUUUCUUUGAGAGUUGCUUGAAACCUCUCCAGUAGUUGAGGCUUUAUAUAGUGCAGCAGCUUCAGCUGUUAAAGAGGUUAUUACAACUCUCAACCCCUUACAGGACCUGCAAAACAUGACCUAAAAAUUUGUAGAGACACUGGUAGCGAAGGGGUUAACAAUGCUAACAAUCUGUUGUGAAGAAUCUGGUUUGCACUCUUAGUGUUAGAAAAGUUAAUAUUGACUCUCUCAGAAUUGAUGUAUGUAAGCAGCUUAUGUACGGUCUUAUCUAAAUGCAUAUAAAUCUACUUGUAUAUUCUGAAGAAAAAAAAAGAAAAUGUUUCUAUUCCCACAUGCAAGACUGCCGAUGACAAAAGAACACUAAUCUACAUAUUCUAUACCACUUUUGUUAUGUGACUCUUAAUUUUAGCAACAUACGAGACAAUUCUGCGUAAAAGAGAAAAGUGUCACAUAUGGAAAUAGUCGGUUGCGCAUAUAGAUAAUGCUAGUGUGUGUAGCUCACUCCAUGAUGAACAGAUGGCCCUAUGUCGUGCUGUAUCCUGUGCUUUUUUUUGUGGGACCAUUUCAUUCAGGAACAAAGAAGGCACCAUAAUUCCAGACUGUGUACCCUUUUCCUUCUCCCUGAGGUUUGUGUAUGUUGGAUAUUGUGGUGUUCUUAGGUCACUGUUUUGAGUGUACAGAGGAGAGACUUUAAGCAACAACAACUAUAAAUGCUGUUCGGUUUUGUUUGUGCAAUUUGAGAUGACAGAUUUAAAAGAAAAAUAAGUAAAUGAAAUAAAAAUACUGAACUGUG
Hyla sarda is the source of this 7164-nucleotide messenger RNA. It is a transcript of the gene CLTC, whose product is annotated as clathrin heavy chain. Bases 1006 to 6081 code for a protein of 1691 amino acids. The record is from RefSeq and is a predicted model, not a curated record. Gene Ontology annotation, molecular function: clathrin light chain binding; structural molecule activity. Gene Ontology annotation, cellular component: clathrin complex; spindle; extracellular exosome. NCBI's taxonomy places the organism in Eukaryota, Metazoa, Chordata, Amphibia, Anura, Hylidae. The transcript is spliced from 34 exons. Gene Ontology annotation, biological process: mitotic cell cycle; clathrin coat assembly; intracellular protein transport.